AUGGGGGCCCCCCCCGAGGGGCCCCCCCCGCAGCAGCAGCAGCAGCAGCAGCAGCAGCAGCAGCAGCAGCUGGCUGCGCUCCUGGGCCUCACGGAAAAAGAAGACAGAGUCAAAACUGCUGUUGUCAACUGCAGCAUGGGACUUCGAGACAAACAGUGGGCAGCACUUUUCGAAUUUAUUCUCGGGAUCGUCUCCUCCCCGAGCAGCAGCAGCAGCAGCAGCAGCAGCAGCAGCAGCAGCAGCAGCAAGGCCAACGAGAAGCAGGGGGAGAAGCCCGCGGAGUUGCAAAAGACAAAAACACUAAUAAUAAAUAAUUUAAUUUAA
Eimeria necatrix is the source of this 324-nucleotide messenger RNA. RefSeq lists its product as hypothetical. Lineage: Eukaryota; Apicomplexa; Conoidasida; Eucoccidiorida; Eimeriidae. The coding region runs from base 1 to 324 and encodes 107 amino acids. The record is from RefSeq and is a predicted model, not a curated record. The transcript has a single exon.